This is a messenger RNA of Hibiscus syriacus, 2332 nucleotides long. Its product is annotated as inactive receptor-like serine/threonine-protein kinase At2g40270. Lineage: Eukaryota; Viridiplantae; Streptophyta; Magnoliopsida; Malvales; Malvaceae. Gene Ontology annotation, molecular function: protein binding; ATP binding; protein kinase activity. Bases 178 to 2076 code for a protein of 632 amino acids. The record is from RefSeq and is a predicted model, not a curated record. The transcript is spliced from 9 exons. Gene Ontology annotation, biological process: protein phosphorylation.
CACUUCUGCCUUUGCCUCUGUUAAUAGGAAACCUUUGGAAAUUUCAAAGAGAAAAGCUUUCAAUUCACUACAGUCUUUUAGUGUACCAGCACGCGUUUUCUACUCUCUCGGUUGCGUUAAUAUCUUCCAUCUCAGUGUUUGAAUUAAGCUUCCAUAUCAAAACAACAAGGAAAGAAGAUGAUUGUGAACAAGACCUGGAAGUUUGUAAGAUUAAAACAAGAUUUUGGAGUUGUUAUCGUGCUGUUUUUCCUAUGUCAAACUUUGGGUUGCUGGUCGUUGAGUGAAGAUGGGUUGGCUUUGUUGAGACUGAAAGAGAAAGUGGUGAAUGAUCCAUUUGGUGCUUUGUGGGAUUGGAAGAAAGAAGAAGGAGAAGUUGACCAUUGUUCCUGGUUUGGUGUCCAAUGCUCUGAUGAUGGCAAAGUUGUUGUUUUGAACUUGAAAGAUCUUUAUCUUGAAGGAACAUUAGCACCUGAGCUUGGAAACCUAGCUCACAUCAAGUCUAUAAAUUUAAGGAACAACCGUUUUACUGGGAAAAUCCCAGAAGGAAUUGGAGAACUGAAGGAAUUAGAGGUGUUAGACUUGGGAUAUAAUAACUUGAGUGGACUAAUUCCACUUCAACUUGGUUCCACUUUGUCACUAACAGUUCUCUUAGUAGACAAUAAUGAGCUUCUAGAUCAACCAUUGGAGGCUACUAAAUCCACUUGCAACCAAAGGGAGCUAGGCGAAUCUAAAUAUGUUGCAAAAAGGAAACUAGUGCAGAAAAUGCCGGCAAUUCCUGCAAUGCCACCAAAAUCACACCUUUUAUUCAAUGAACAUUCUGCUGCACGUCGAGGUCGAAAUUCUCCUCCAUCUUUGAAGUCUUCCGCAAAUCGUACAUCGGCAAGAGAUGCUCCCUCAACUUCUAAGCCUUCUGCAAAUCGUACAUUGGCAAGAGGUCCUCAGAAGAAACAAUGGUCCACUACUCUGGCUCGGUCUCCUUCUCCUUCAGAUAAGAAAGUAUCACCUGAUGCUUCUGCUCCAUCCCAUUCAAAUUCACAUCAUCAAACUGCAAUACUGGCUGGAGCCAUAGGGGGUACCAUAUGUCUUCUGAUAUUAAUAGCCAUUGCUUAUCUCUUUAAAACAUCCAAGGUGUCUCCUGUGAAACCUUGGAAAACAGGGUUAAGUGGAAAGCUUCAGAAAGCAUUUGUGACUGGUGUACCGAAGCUGAAGAGAUCAGAGCUGGAAGCAGCCUGUGAAGAUUUCAGCAAUGUAAUAUGUUCUUCAACAAUUGGCACUGUCUACAAAGGGACACUGUCCAAUGGGGUUGAAAUAGCAGUGGCCUCUUUCCCAGCGAAAUCUGCCAAAGAUUGGUCAAAGAACUUGGAAACACAGUUCAGAAACAAGAUUGACACAUUGUCGAAAGUGAACCACAAAAAUUUUGUCAACCUUCUCGGAUAUUGCGAGGAAAAUGAGCCUUUUACUAGGAUGAUGGUCUUUGAAUACGCCCCUAGUGGCACUCUCUUUGAGCAUUUACACAUUCAAGAAUCUGAGCACUUAGACUGGAUGAUGAGGCUGAGAAUCAUAUUGGGGAUGGCUUACUGCCUCGAGCACAUGCACCAGCUGAACCCACCGAUACCGCAAAAAAACCUCUCGUCCUCAGCUGUUGUUCUAACAGAGGACUAUGCAGCCAAAAUCUCAGACCCAUGUUUCACCAACCUGUCUGAUACCCCACCAGCUACACUAGGAAGCAAUGUCUACACAUUUGGUGUAUUACUAUUCGAAAUGGUCACAGGUAGGAUGCCUUACAUGGUGGACAAUGGCUCAUUCGAUGACUGGGCGUCACACUAUUUGAGAAACGAGCAAGCCCUCGUGGAGACGAUCGAUCCUACCCUAAAAUCUUUUGACAAGAAGCAAGUUGAGGACAUUGGUGAGGUCAUAAAAGCUUGUGUUCACCCUGAACCUGGACAAAGACCGAAUAUGAGAGAAGUUAGUAAUAGGUUGAGAGAGAUCACUGCAAUUACACCUGAUGGUGCCACACCAAAACUUUCUCCUCUUUGGUGGGCUGAGCUUGAGAUUAUGUCUGCUGAAGCAAGCUAAGAGGUGGUGAGAUUUUAAACGUUUUAUCGAUCUUAUGCAGGUCGGUAAUGGUCGUACUUUAUUGGUGUGUACCUCAAGUGUCUCUGUUUAUCCGUUUAACGGUCUAAGCAUAGACUAACCGGUGAACGGCCACAGGAAGGCAACUCUCGGAAGUAUUUAACUAGUAAUGGUUGUACUUAUUAAUAGGCUAAUGGAAACUCUGCCGUAGUAACGUAUAUACUUGAGAUGGCCAGCAAAAAUCUGGGGAAUCUUGCCA